Messenger RNA from Solanum lycopersicum (tomato), 1876 nucleotides. Its product is annotated as notchless protein homolog. The record is from RefSeq and is a predicted model, not a curated record. NCBI's taxonomy places the organism in Eukaryota, Viridiplantae, Streptophyta, Magnoliopsida, Solanales, Solanaceae. Gene Ontology annotation, cellular component: nucleolus. Gene Ontology annotation, molecular function: protein binding. Gene Ontology annotation, biological process: ribosomal large subunit assembly.
UGGAAGUGCAAAUUUCACAAAGCUUAAGGUGUGUCUUUUUCAGUUUUUGACAGUUUGAUAAUCUUCGCAAAGCUGAACAUAUUCAAAACCCUACUAAAACCUCUGUUGUUUUUCCUCUUAAAGAGUCAAUAGUAGUCUUAACCAAAAAUUUGUAAGCGGAGAUUAAUGGCAGAAACGAUGGAAGUGGAAGUGGAAGCUGCGGCGGCGGCAGAGAGAGAAGCAACCAACAGUGUCAUAUGUCAGUUGGCUGACCCAGAAGGGAAUCCGUUGGGUGCUGCCUUGUACCUCCCUGAAAACGCUAGUCCAAAAGAGCUUAAUCAAGUUGUCAAUAAGCUUCUCAGCAAUGAGGAAAAGUUGCCUUAUGCAUUUUAUAUCUCAGAUGAAGAGCUUGUGGUGCAGCUUGGAUCAUACUUAGAGAAGAAUAAAGUGUCUGUGGAAAAAGUCUUGACCAUAGUUUAUCAACCACAAGCAGUGUUUCGAAUCCGCCCUGUCACUCGUUGUUCGGCCACAAUUGCUGGUCAUACUGAAGCUGUUCUUUCAGUUGCCUUCAGUCCUGAUGGACGACAGUUGGCAAGUGGAUCUGGUGACACUACAGUUCGUUUGUGGGAUCUAAAUACCCAGACACCGUUGUUUACAUGUCAAGGGCACAGAAAUUGGGUUCUUUCUGUUGCAUGGUCGCCAGAUGGUAAGCAUCUUGUUAGUGGAAGCAAGGCUGGAGAACUUAUCUGUUGGGACCUUCAGACUGGGAAGCCUUUAGGGAAUCCGCUUACUGGCCACAAGAAAUGGAUAACUGGUAUUUCUUGGGAACCUGUACACCUCAGUGCUCCAUGUCGCCGCUUUGUAAGUGCAAGUAAAGAUGGCGAUGCACGGAUAUGGGAUGUUACCACAAGGAAGUGUCUCAUUUGUCUCACUGGCCAUACACUUGCAAUAACAUGUGUAAAAUGGGGUGGAGAUGGAGUUAUAUACACGGGAUCUCAAGACUGUACAAUCAAGGUAUGGGAAACCACGCAAGGGAAGCUGAUACGUGAAUUGAAGGGUCAUGGACAUUGGGUAAAUUCUCUAGCAUUGAGCACUGAAUAUGUUCUUCGAAGUGGAGCUUUUGAUCACACUAAUAAACACUUCGCAUCUCCUGAGGAAAUGAAAAAGGUAGCACUUGAAAGGUACAACAAAAUGAGAGGUAAUGCCCCUGAGAGGUUGGUAUCAGGAUCAGAUGAUUUCACAAUGUUUCUAUGGGAGCCUGCUGUCAGCAAGCACCCAAAAACUCGCAUGACAGGUCAUCAACAGCUGGUUAAUCACGUUUAUUUUUCUCCGGAUGGUCAAUGGAUAGCAAGUGCUUCAUUCGAUAAGUCAGUAAAAUUAUGGAAUGGAACCACAGGAAAAUUUGUUGCUGCAUUCCGAGGCCAUGUUGGACCUGUUUAUCAGAUAAGCUGGUCAGCCGACAGUAGGCUACUUUUGAGUGGGAGCAAAGAUUCAACCUUGAAGGUUUGGGAUAUCCGGACAAAAAAAUUGAAACAAGACCUUCCCGGCCAUGCUGACGAGGUUUUCGCGGUCGACUGGAGUCCAGACGGCGAAAAAGUAGCAUCUGGUGGUAAAGAUAGAGUUCUGAAGCUAUGGAUGGGAUAGAAACAAGGGUGACUCCACCCCUAUACCAAUGAAGCUCUUGUUUUUAGCCUGGAAAAUUCAAGGCCCCUACUUUUAUUUAUUAGAUAUAUAAAAUAUGUAAUUCAAGUAGUAAUCGCCAUUCUUAUUAUUAUUAAUAUUAAUGAUAUACGUGAGCUUUUUACCAGCCAUUAAUCACAUAAUUCUUACUUUAUAUUGUAUUUUAGGGAUUUGGUUGUGGUAAUUAUAGAUGAGUGGUAGAUAGUUAAGGUCAUAA